AUGGCGGAUUCAAUUGAUCGUGUGUUUGUUAAGGCAAUCACAACUAUUCGCGCUCUAUCUUCCCGCUCCAAUUAUGGGUCGUUACCUCGCCCUCCAGCAGAAAAUAGAAUAAAGCUAUACGGGCUCUACAAGCAAGCAGUCGAGGGGAAUGUGGAAAACGUUAUGCCGCGGCCGAUUGGUUUCACGUUGGAAGAUGAAGGUGCAAAGAAGAAGUGGGAUGCUUGGAAAAGAGAACAAGGACUCAGUAGAACUGAGGCUAAGAGACAGUACAUUUCAUAUUUGAUUGAAACCAUGCGGGUGUAUGCUAGUGGGACCUUAGAAGCCCGAGAGUUGUUGAGCGAGUUGGAAUACCUUUGGGACCAAAUAAAAGAUUUACAGUACAGUAUUGAAGAUGAUGAGAAUCCUCCUCAUAUCCCAAUUCCUUCUCAUUCGCCGCUGUUUUCUCAAUCUGAUAGAUACUCCAAUGCAACACCAUUACCGUUACCUAGUAACUAUUCUGCAUCUGUUCAUGGUGGGCAGACGGGUGCUGGUGGAUACCAGUCAACGCUGCUGCAACAGUAUAGAAAUAAUUUGCAAAAGAUUUACUCACAUUCGAGAAGAAACACCGUAGUGUCCAUAAACGACUACGUCCAGCAACAAAGACAGCUGCACUCUGGAAGUGCGCCACCAGCGAGCCACAACGUUGCCCAUUCUGUUUACUCAGUUCCAGGUAGUAACUACUACGAAAUUGGACCUGGUCAUCGUAAUGUCGCUACGACAACCGGUGCCGUGGGAGCUCCUGCUAUUGGUGCCAGUGGUGCAUCUCAAUCUGGAGUUCCUGCUGACUUCAAGCAAUGGCAAGGUGAGAUCAACACCAUAAUCAACAAACUAUCUCGUGAAUUCUUGAAUUCAAAAUCUAAAAAGUAUAACUUUAAUCGCCAUCAGGCCAAUUCUUCAUCUGAAGAGUCGCUGGAAAUCUUUGAAGACCCAAGAGAAAGGCUCCGCCGCCGUGUAAUCCAUAUUUUGAAGCUAGUUGGGUCCAAUUUGCUUAAAUUCUUAAAAAACUUCACCAUCAGUUUAUUGGCUAUAUUAUUUAUUACCUGGUGUGUAAAAAGGAAUGUUCUUGUUAAGAGAACGAUAAUAAAAGAGCCUUUGCUGAAUAGCAGGACCAAGAAGGAAUUGGUUAUCAACAUGGUUUUGAAUAUGGACGAGAAUAAAUGGUUUAUCAGAUUGUUGAGUUUUGUUGAUAGUUUUGUGGGAUUUUCCUAA
Dujonia railenensis is the source of this 1248-nucleotide messenger RNA. NCBI's taxonomy places the organism in Eukaryota, Fungi, Ascomycota, Pichiomycetes, Serinales, Debaryomycetaceae. The record is from the annotation of a GenBank genome assembly.